GGCCUAGAUAUUUUAGAUGAUGUUCUUUUUUCGAACUAGUAAAUAAUAGUACUAUGUAGAUUAUAUGAUGGAUAAUAAUAUACACACUUGAUCGCGCUUCAAAAGGAAAGCAAAAGAAGCCUCUCUCUCUCUCUCUCUCUCUUAACCUCUCGUUUCACCCGUCACCAUUAUCUCUUACACUGUUACUCACUUGUCUCUCUCUCUCUCUCCUCCUGCAUCUCGAAAUCAUCCUUUGCCAUGUCCGAUGCAUACGAGCCAUACCAUGUUCUCCAACAUAGCCGACGAGAUAAACUUCGGAUGCCUUCUCUCGAUUCCCACUUCCACUUUCACCACCCUCCUCCUCCUCCUUCUUCCUCCGGCGGCGGCGGCGUGUUUCCUAUCGCCGACUCUGAUUUCCUCGCAGCCGGUGGAUUCCAUUCAAACAAUAACAAUAACCCUAGCUACAGUAACUUCAUGGGUUUUCUCGGUGGCCAAUCUUCCUCUUCAUCCACCGCAGUCGCCGUCGCUGGAGAUCAUUCCUUCAACGCCGGACUCUCUUCUGGCGACGUUCUCGUCUUCAAACCCGAGCCUCUAUCUCUCUCUUUGUCAUCUCACCCUAGACCUACUUACGAUCUCGUCGUUCCCGGCGUUGUUAACUCCGGACUCUGUAGAUCCGCAGCUGAAGCCGCCGCUGCCGCCGUCACCGUAGCUUCAAGAAGCUCCGGUCCUCUCGGGCCGUUCACAGGCUACGCAUCCAUUCUGAAAGGAUCAAAGUUCUUGAAACCAGCACAGAUGCUUCUUGAUGAUUUUUGUAGUGUAAGUCGCGCGGUUUACACCGAACAAAUCGUCGACGACGAAGAUGACGAUUCCUCUUUGCUUUUUGACCCAACGAUUGAUAAUCUCUGCGGCGUUUCUGACGCCGGCGUAGGAGAAAAUGGCAAGAAAAAAUCAAAGCUCAUCUCCAUGUUAGACGAGGUCUACAAGAGGUAUAAGCAGUACUAUGAGCAGCUUCAAGCUGUGAUGGGCUCAUUCGAAUGCGUCGCAGGUCUCGGGCACGCAGCUCCUUAUGCGAGUUUAACAUUAAAGGUAUUGUCUAAGCAUUUCAAAUGUUUGAAGAAUGCUAUAACAGACCAGCUUCAGUUUAGCACCAAUAACAAGAUACAACAACAACGUGGCCAUGUGAUGAACUCUGAGAAUAAGACCGACUUUUUGGGGUUUGGAGGAAGUGAUAAUAGUAGAGGCCUGUGUUCUACUGGUCAAAGACAUGGAUUCCCUGAUCAUCAUGCUCCUGUAUGGAGACCACACCGUGGCCUACCCGAACGUGCUGUUACCGUUCUAAGGGCUUGGCUCUUCGAUCAUUUCUUGCAUCCUUAUCCAACUGAUACAGACAAACUCAUGUUGGCUAAACAGACAGGUCUCUCCAGGAAUCAGGUGUCGAAUUGGUUCAUAAACGCGCGAGUUAGGGUUUGGAAACCGAUGGUGGAAGAGAUUCAUAUGCUGGAGACUCGACAAUCUCAGAAAUCUUCUUCCUCUUGGAGAGACACCACCACCGCCUUCCCCGAUAACAACAACAACCCUUCUUCCUCCACGGCUCAACAAAGAGCUAACAACAACUCUUCUCCUGCUAGACGGGUGCGAAACGAUGACGUUCAUGCCAACACCAACAACAAUAACAACCACUUUAUGAACGCUGGAAACGGUGGGAACAUUGGAGGCGGCGGCGCGGUAAGCUUCUCCUACGGUAUUGCGUCAUCGAAUGUCCCGGGGAUGAAUACUAGCACAAAUGGAGGAGUGUCGUUGACGUUAGGGCUUCAUCAUCAGAUUGGGUUGCCGGAGCCUUUCCCAAUGACAACUGCUCAGAGGUUUGGACUUGACGGUGGCAGUAGUGGUGGCGGUGCUGGAGGGGAGUCUUACGGUGGCGGCGGUGGUGGGUAUGAAGGGCAAGAUCGUCCGUUUGGGAGAGAUUUUAUUGGAGGCAGUAAUCAUCAGUUUCUACAUGAUUUUGUAGGAUGAUAUCAUUUGUGUCGGAAGGAAAAAUAUGCUCGACGUUUGACAAUGUAUUUGAGAUGAGGGAAAUGGUAAUGCAUGUGAUGUGUAUAUUAGAAUGUUUUUAUUUUCUUUUCCUUUGUCGAAUCUUUAAGGAAUGAAACAGAAUUGAAACUUAAUUCCAUAGAAA
Brassica napus (rape) is the source of this 2155-nucleotide messenger RNA. Its product is annotated as BEL1-like homeodomain protein 9. The record is from RefSeq and is a predicted model, not a curated record. Lineage: Eukaryota; Viridiplantae; Streptophyta; Magnoliopsida; Brassicales; Brassicaceae. Gene Ontology annotation, molecular function: DNA-binding transcription factor activity, RNA polymerase II-specific; RNA polymerase II cis-regulatory region sequence-specific DNA binding. Gene Ontology annotation, biological process: regulation of transcription by RNA polymerase II. Bases 238 to 1992 code for a protein of 584 amino acids. The transcript is spliced from 4 exons.